Molecule: messenger RNA, 1219 nt
Organism: Microtus ochrogaster (prairie vole)
Lineage: Eukaryota; Metazoa; Chordata; Mammalia; Rodentia; Cricetidae
Gene: Smim7
Product: small integral membrane protein 7
Source: RefSeq, a predicted model, not a curated record
UUCCCGCCCCUCCCCACGGCUUCCGUUUCCGGUUCGGGCGCCCUCCUCGGCUGUAAGGAUGAUCGGAGACAUCCUGCUGUUUGGGACGCUGCUGAUGAACGCCGGGGCUGUUCUCAACUUUAAACUGAAAAAGAAGGACACACAAGGCUUCGGGGAGGAGUCGAGGGAACCCAGCACAGGAGACAACAUCCGGGAGUUCUUACUGAGCCUGCGUUACUUCCGGAUCUUCAUCGCCCUGUGGAAUGUGUUCAUGAUGCUCUGCAUGAUUGUACUGUUCGGCUCCUGAGAACCCAGAUAGAGCUCACUGGCUGUCUAGGCUCUGUUUCUGUUUCUGAUGAUUUCAAGAAUGUUUCUCACCGGAAAACCAGGGACUUUCCCAGAAGGCUCAAGUUCAUCUGGGUGGAGAAGGCCCACUUCCCAGCCACCUGACCCUCAUCAGCCAUGGUUCCAGCUCUGCUCUGAGAUUUCAGGACAAAGUCAUGCUCCCGUAGGAGAAAGACACACCUAAUCUUUCAUUUGUCCUGGCAUCCCACCUCUCCCAGCAUCUCAGAAGCCUGUCCUGGCUGCUGGAUUGACUUGUUAGGGGUUGCUUUGGUUUGAUUUGUACGGAUUGUUAUCAAUCAGUGGGGCAUGAACUGGGGGCAGGGCUGACUGUGACAGGGAGCAGCUGCUUUUGCACUGCAGGGCCAUGCUGGGGCCAGCGAAGUCUUGCUUCCAAAUGCUCCCCCCAACCCCAUGACAGGGUCCACCUGGGGCAGCUGAAGUCACCCCAGGACUUGAAAGAGUCCUGCCCCAAGGACACCAGCGUCCUCUUUAGGCCCUAAGCUGAUAGCCUGUAGGGCCUGGGUGACUUGUUUGGCUUCUCUGGAAGAGUUGCUGGUGGUGACAAGUGAGCAGACACCUUGCUGUACUUUCAAGCUGAUUGUUAAUAAAGUGACUUUGGGGCCACCUCUCCAUCACUGCUUGGUGGCCAUGACAUUAUUGCUUGUGAUAUUGGCAGUAUACUCCGAAGGCUCAUGUUUCCGAGUCUGUUUGAGUGAGGUGAGCUCAAUGCUGAAAUGCAGGAGAUCCAGAGGUCACCAUGCCAUCGGUGCUGAGAUGAGGGACCAGCUAAGAGGCUAAGAGGAGGUAUUUGAGGGCAGCCGCAGCUGGCUCGCUAGGGAAGUUUUCAUUUUGGUUUGUUUUUGCUGAUUUUUUUUUUUAUUUGGUUUGUUUUUUG